Geodia barretti is the source of this 2790-nucleotide messenger RNA. NCBI's taxonomy places the organism in Eukaryota, Metazoa, Porifera, Demospongiae, Tetractinellida, Geodiidae. The record is from the annotation of a GenBank genome assembly.
GAACAACAACCAGAUUUACUUGUCAUUCCUAGUUUCCAGCAUUAUCAAUGCAGAUGUUGAAGGAUUUGGAAGUGUGUAUCCUGAUCUCUGUCUGUGUUCACUGUCUGUUGGCCCAGACAUUUCCAUUUGUCAGAUUCAAUAGACAAACUCUCGCAAACCAUAGCUAUGUGAACAUCAGUGCUGUGGGACAUGAUGACAGUGGUAGUGACAGUGUUCAGUGUCACACUGAUCUGAGUACAUGCUGCAGUGUUGAACAGGGUCCACACAGAGGAGACUGGUACUUUCCUAAUGGGACACGGCUAUCAGUCCCUGAGACUAGUGAUGAUAUCUAUGAAACUAGAGGUUCCAAAAUAGUUCAUCUUCAUCGUAGCAACCAGAACACAUCUGGUAUAUAUCGUUGUGACAUAGCAACAAGUGCAGUUCACCAUGACAAUGUUAGUGUACGAGAUACAGUGUAUGUUGGACUCUAUCUCAAUGGAGAAGGUGAUAUCGUUGUAACUGAGAUCAAAACAAAUUUAGAGAUCAUGGAUAGUUGUAUUACCCAACUAAUCCUCACCUGUAUCUCCACUGGUGGACCUGCUACCACUGUCACUUGGACCAGAGACUCCACCACUGUUACCCAAGGAGCUGAGAGUGUAUUGAAAGACCCAGCAACUUCACAGUACACCCACACUCUGACUGUGACUGGGACUCUGGUGGGAGGAAACUACACAUGUACUGUGUCCAAUAACAAGCCAUCCAGUAAAUCAUCAAGUAUCAUAGUCAGCGUUCCAUCUAAUCUGACGCUGGAGCAAAACAAUGAGACAAGCAUCAAUGCAUCAUGGAGUCCACCUCCCCAGUCUGCAAACAUUACAGGAUACAGAGUGUUCUGGACUCAGUGUGCCUCCUCUGACUGUAUCAACAAAACUAUGAUCACUUCCUCGACAAAUGAAAUCACUCACUGGCUUGAUGGCAGGGCAAUGCUACAGUGUUUCUGUGGUUAGAGUCUCAUGUCUCCCAAGCGAUACUGCAACCCGCAAUAUAACUUUAGUUACCAAUCCAGGUAAUAUCAGCAUUGAUGUGGUAUCUACUUAUAGCCAUGGUUUCUCAUUGAUGAUAAACCUUACUCACUAUGUAGAAAAUGGGAUCUAUCAUAUUAUGAACAAUGUGACUUGGUUGAGAUUUUUGCACUGUAACAAUGGUCUUGGAGGCUCUAAUGUGACUGACCAGGCAUAUGAUGGGAAUCCAACGAAUCUAAUCAUUACUGGAUUAGUUCCUAACAGUGAAUACAAUAUGACAGUGGUGGUAGGUAAUGCUCUGGGAAGCAGAACACAGAGUGUUUUUAAUCAGACUCAGCCAGCAGCACCAUCUGCCCCACCACAAGACAUAGUGGCGGUAAACCAGACCCUCUUCACCAUCACCAUCAGUUGGCAGCCUGUUGACUGUGCCCAUCAGAAUGGGAAUAUAACAGGAUAUGAAAUACGAUAUAGGAAAGAAGACGGUGGAAAUACCGAAGCAGUGUCAGUCAGAGUCAUAAUGGGUGCGGAUUAUACCCUAACAGACUUGCAGCCAUCAACUACAUACUUGAUUCAAGUGGCAGCAAACAACACAGUUGGCAGAGGCGUUUUUGGAAGCAUAUCAGCAUCAACGCUAUUUGAAGUUCAUGUGAUAUCAACAACAUCAACUUCGAUUAACAUAUCAUGGGCCAAAGUUGACUAUGAAGUUCUAAUCACAUGGAUCAGCACUCUAUCAAGCAAUUGUACACAAAAUAUCGAUCAAAGUUUAAAGAAGGAUUCUCUGAAUGGGAAAUCCUCUUAUGUGAUAGAUGGUCUGAAAGUAUUCACCGAGUAUAACAUCACACUUUGCAUAAAUGGCUCUAUCUGUACUUUCAAGACUGUAGUGACUAAUGCAACUGCACCAUCUGCACCUCCAAAAGGAAUGUCAUGGGAAGGAAGCUCAUCGACAAACAUCACCAUAAAAUGGGGUCCUGUGCCAUGUGCUGAUCGCAAUGGAAAUAUCACUAGUUAUGUAGUGAUGUUCAGAGAAAAUGGGAAGGAAAUAUUCUAUAAUGAAGCUACUACUGGAGGUGAUAUGGAGUUCACUAUCACUGGAUUACAACGAUCGACAGAGUAUGAGAUUAAAGUUGCUGCUUUCACUGUUGCUGUUGGACCGUUCACUAAUGAAAGCUUGUUUGCAAGCACCACAGCAGGCACUAGAGAAGGUGGCAGUAAUGUUGGUGGAGUAGUGGCUAGUGUGAUACUGUCUGUUCUGUUCCUUAUUGGAGCUACUCUGGGCAUCCUUGCUACUAUCUGGCUAAUGAGAAGGAAAAAGUCAACUAUGAAGGGUCUUUUCUCAAUGGGUCACUUUAAAGUCAUGUGCAAACAAAGCACCUUGCCACACUCUAGAGGACAAGACAUUUCUCUGGAGAAGCUUUCCACUGGAGGGAGUCUUGCAGGUGCACAGCUAUCCUCUGAGUAAGAUGAAGUCAAAACACACUUUCAGUCUCACUCUGGCAGUCUCUCACAACAGCCAGCUGCAGUACAGGCUAUACCCUACCUCUCCUAUCUAGCUGAUGAGGAGGUAGAGGAGGAGGAGGUGGAGGAAGAGGCUCAUCCAGUACCCAAGCCUUCAGGUAAGUUUCAUGCAAGACCAGUACCUCUGCCAGUGGCUCUGUUUGGGAGCAAUGUGGAGAAGAAACACACCAACAACAACCAGCCUUUCAUGACUGAGUUUGAGGCACUGGGUGAUGGGGAAGGAAAGACUGUUACUGUAGCAAGGACACCACGGAACACGAAAAAGAACCGUUUUGCC